UAGCAAUGAGUCUAAGUGUUCAAGCACUCUGUAUAAAGGAAGAGAUAGUCCCUGCAUUCUCUACGUGAAAUAGAGUCCUUCCCCAUAAACAAAGAGGUCAUACUUAGAGAUCUGCAGAAGGCAAUUGUUCAUUUUGCUGACUUCAUAGAUACUUCAAACUGUAGUGCAGCAACUGAUAGCCAGAAAUGGGGGGCCUUGUGGUGAGUACUGUGUUGACUCCCUUUGUACAAUUUUGGGGGAGAUCAUGGAAUUUGGUAGACAUAAUUACAGCGGCUACUUCUCUGGCCCUCCACGGCCUCUGUUUGUUUGCUCCGUUUCAUUUCACAUGGGCUGCCUUUUGGGUAGCCGUCGCACUCCAUAUUCUCACUGGUUUGGGAGUCACUCUGGGUUUCCAUAGGCACCUUGCGCACAAGAGUUUACGGCUUCCCAAAUGGCUCGAGUACUUGUUUGCCUAUUUCGGGGUUCUCUCACUUCAGGGAAGUCCGAUAGAAUGGGUGAGCACACACCGAUACCAUCACCAGUUUACAUACACAAAGAAAGACCCUCACAGCCCCUUGAAGGGUUUCUGGUUUAGUCAUAUGGGUUGGAUCCUUGAUAGCACUUCUCGGCGAAAAAAUGGAGGAUUGAAGAACGUUGAGGAUAUGAAGAAGCAGUGGUUCUAUAGAUUUCUUCAUCGUACAUUCGUUUUACACGUAAUUGUUUCUGGAGCUUUGCUUUAUGCCCUAGGUGGACUACCUUUCUUUAUUUGGGGAAUGGGAGUGAGGACGGUAUAUGUUUUCCACCUCACCUUGCUAGUAAACUCGGCCGGUCACAUCUGGGGAAAACAAGUAUGGAACACCGGCGACCUGUCAAAGAACAAUUGGUUGUUGGGAUGGAUCGCACUCGGAGAAGGGUGGCACAACAACCAUCAUGCAUUUGAAUACUCAGCUCGACAAGGUCUGGAAUGGUGGCAAGUCGACUUGACUUGGUAUGUAAUCACAGCUCUUCAAGCAAUUGGGUUGGCAACUGACGUCAAAGUUCCCACUGAAUCUCAGAUGCGUCGCAAAGCCCUCAAGAAAUAUUGAAUUGAAUACCAACAAUUAUGUUAGCUAUUUGCAUGCAAUAAUUUCAUGCAAUCGCGUACGUACGUGGUAGAUGCAUGUAUGUCUUAAUUAGUAGUGUACUAGUGUAUGGUGAUGAACUAUGUAUGAACAGGACAUUAAAUUAAUAGAACUUGAA
Messenger RNA from Rosa rugosa (rugosa rose), 1218 nucleotides. Its product is annotated as palmitoyl-monogalactosyldiacylglycerol delta-7 desaturase, chloroplastic-like. The transcript is spliced from 6 exons. The record is from RefSeq and is a predicted model, not a curated record. Gene Ontology annotation, molecular function: oxidoreductase activity, acting on paired donors, with oxidation of a pair of donors resulting in the reduction of molecular oxygen to two molecules of water. Bases 186 to 1064 code for a protein of 292 amino acids. Gene Ontology annotation, cellular component: endoplasmic reticulum membrane. NCBI's taxonomy places the organism in Eukaryota, Viridiplantae, Streptophyta, Magnoliopsida, Rosales, Rosaceae. Gene Ontology annotation, biological process: lipid metabolic process.